UUAAAACGGUUUACACACACGGUACGCGCGCGCGAGUACGCGUACCCUUCAUACCUUCUCAGCUGUGUUGAUUAAAGCACCAGUCUCUCCGGGGGCGUGGGUUCGAAUCCCACCUCUGCCACCAUUUUUUUCUCUUGCAGAAGAAAAAAUAGACGCCCAUUUUUGGGGUAGACUUUGUACAACCAAAGUUGAAAUCGAGUUAAAAAAAAUACAUAAUGGGAGGAGUCUACAACACAACCCGUCAUAUAUGACGUUUGCUAUAGCACUAGCACGGGCAAAAGUUUUUUAAUUGAUUUAUAUUGUUUUUGUUUUUGUUUUUGGUCUUGUUCAAGAGAAAAAAUGCUCGUUAUUUAUUUUGUUGCCGAUUCAGCGUUUCGCAGCAUUUGGCCAUGACCAACAGACAAGCCAUUGUUGCGGCGGCUCUGGUGCUCAUUCAGUUGCUGCCAUUCACGUACAGCGACAUCAAAUCAAGUGAUGGCUCCUUUAAUGCUCAUCAUCGGGACCAAUUGUUGACGACGACCGAUGAAAAACUACAACAACAACAACAACAAGAACAACAACAGCGAACCAUUCGAAUAGCUGUAAUCGGUGGUGGUGUUGGCGGUACUGCAGCGGCAUAUUUCCUCAACGAAUUGCUUUCCAAACAACAGCAAAGUGAUCUACGGCACGAGAUUACUAUUUACGAGAAAAAUUAUCGUCUCGGUGGACGACUACAUACGGUCAACGUGGACAACAACCAUUAUGAAGCUGGCGGUUCGAUCAUUCAUGAACGAAACAAAUAUGCUGCCGAUCUGAUGGCAAAAUUCGGACUGAAGAGACGAGCCCUGCGAUCGGAUGAUCGUUUGUGCAUCUACAAUGGCGAACGAUUCGUGUUUUGUGAAAGUUCCUGGGAUAUUGUCACAUUGAUACGGUUACUGCGAUACUAUGGCCUCGAUCUGAUACGGUUACAGAAACAGGUGACCAAAGUGAUUGACCACUUUGAAAGGAUUUAUCGAUUACAAAGUGAACAGCAUGCCUAUGACCAGGUGAGCGAUCUGCUCACGGCAAUGGAUUCGCUCAUCUACAAUCUGACACGAACAUCGUACAAACACAUGCUGGAUUCCGAAUACAAACUGUCUGAGCAAUUCAUCAGUCAGAUAGUGCAAUCGAUAUCGUUGGUGAAUUAUGGCCAAACCAUCUCGAUACCGGCAUUGGUGGGUAUGGUUUCGUUUGCCGGCGCAGGCAGUCAAUUGUAUGCGAUCGAAGGUGGCAACAAAUUGUUGCCAUUACAUUUGGCCCAUUUCUCACAAGCUCGAAUGAUGCUCAACACCAAAGUGGUUAGCAUUAACUACAUGGGCGAUCAUCGAUUUCGAAUCGAUUCCAAGAGACUUGAUGGUGUUGUGGUCAACAACAACAACCACUCAGUACAAUCCGACAUUUAUGAUCAUGUCAUCAUUGCCACACCGUUGGCCAGCCAGACAAAUUCCAUUCAAUUCAAUAAUCUGACCAAACGGAACGAGUUGAUCAACGAUAUAUUCGACAAGUACCACAUGCACCGUACGGUGGCCACAUUCGUCAAAGGUCAAGUGUUGAACAAGUACAAAGAUCUCUCCAUUCUCAGCUGUGAUAUUGGCCGUGGUGGAUCGUUUUUCACUUCGUUGUCGAAACUGAUGCCUGUCCAGAAUCGAAUCAAACCAGUGAACAGCGAAGCAGCAGGCAAGCAGCAAAGUGUUUACAAAGUGUUUAGCAAUCGGCAACUGGAUCCUCAUGAAUUGUAUGGCUUGUUUGAACAGAUCGAUGACAUCCAGCAAAUCAAUUGGUUCGCAUAUCCUGAUUAUCGAUCGGUCGGGCAGCCAUUGCCGCCGUUUCGUCUUCGUGCUGGCGUCUAUUAUCUGAACGCGAUCGAAUGGGCGGCCAGUGCCAUCGAAAUGAGUCUUAUCGGUGCCAAGAAUGUUGCCCUUUUGGUGUGUCACGAGCUCAACGUUUGUCAUGCGGUCAAGGGUAAUCUCACUAGUCGUCGUCGUAAUAGGGUCGAGCUUUGAAUAAACUCGGAUUUGAAAAGUUUG
Molecule: messenger RNA, 2045 nt
Organism: Dermatophagoides farinae (American house dust mite)
Lineage: Eukaryota; Metazoa; Arthropoda; Arachnida; Sarcoptiformes; Pyroglyphidae
Product: prenylcysteine oxidase 1-like
Biological process (GO): prenylated protein catabolic process; prenylcysteine catabolic process
Molecular function (GO): prenylcysteine oxidase activity
Source: RefSeq, a predicted model, not a curated record